AUGGGCCAACUGGACUCCGCAGGCCCCCUGUACAGCAGAAUUCAACGUCUGCCUACCGCCACUAGCGCAGGCCGUUACCGCCCCUUCCGCGCCCCCUCCCAAUCCCUGCUCGAGAUAACUGUGCGCCGGAGAACACUGCGCAGGCGCGCUACAGAGCGCCCCACCCCAAUCAUCAGCAGUAGCGCAGAAGGCGGCUUGGAGCUGAGAGGAAAUGGCGGGAAGGUCGGAGCCAUCGAAUAUGGAGGCUGGGAGGCCGAGUCCUCCAAGAAAAUUGAAGACUUGCUGGAAAUGGUGAAAAAGCUGCAGAAAGCAGGAAGCCUGGAACCUCGGGUUGAGGUCCUGAUUAACCGUAUUAAUGAAGUUCAAGAAGCCAAAAAGAAAGCCAGUGAGGAGCUGGGAGAGGCCCGGACCCUCUGGGAGACUCUGCAGAAGGAACUGGACUCCAUAAACAAGGAGAAGGUGCACCUGAAGGAGUUCUUGAACGAAAGGAAAGAGGCACUGAACGCCCUGCAUCUGCACUACCAGGAGACAGACAGUGAGGCACAGAGGAAGCACACCAGGUUACAGGAGUGCCAGGACCGAAUUUCUGCCCUGAACUCCCAGAUUGAAGAAGAGAAAAACAAACAGAGGGAGCUGAGGUUGGAUUUUGAACAACAGCUGGAGGAUCUGAUGGACCAGCACAAGGACCUCUGGGAGUUCCAUCGCCAGCAGCAGCUGCAGGAGAAGUGCCAGCAGCUGCAGGAGAAGUGCCAGAGACUGAAGGAGGAACUGGAAAAGCGUGGAGUAGCGGUUCUGGCCCAAGCCCACAAGGUCCGGGAGGAAGGGGCCAUCCCUGGAGAGGUGGAGAACCAGGGAUUAGGGAGGUGGGAGGAGGUUCGAAAGCAGGGAGGGGGCUGA
Orycteropus afer afer is the source of this 897-nucleotide messenger RNA. Its product is annotated as synaptonemal complex central element protein 1. Gene Ontology annotation, cellular component: synaptonemal complex. Lineage: Eukaryota; Metazoa; Chordata; Mammalia; Tubulidentata; Orycteropodidae. The transcript has 11 exons. The coding region runs from base 1 to 897 and encodes 298 amino acids. The record is from RefSeq and is a predicted model, not a curated record. Gene Ontology annotation, biological process: synaptonemal complex assembly.